UUUGGAGGUCCACAGAGGCUCCUCAUCCCCUCUUUCUCUCUCUUAUCCAAACCGCUGCCUUCUCAUCACCAUCAUCAUCACCGUCGUCCAUCUUCCAUCUUCCAUCUUCAUCUUCAAUCUUCAUCUCAAACAAAGAAAAGAGACGUAACCCAAUCUAAGUGCGAUUCUCCCAUCAAACGCCUGCCCUAAAACACCUCCCAGAGGGAGAACCUGUAUUCUAUUGUUGUUUCUUUCAAUGGCGUUUCGGCAAACACAAAGGGCGCGUUUUUCAACUCCUUCGAUUUCUCAAUGAUUUCAUCAGAAUGGAGGCCAUUAAGGAGUGGAUUUCAUGCCAGUUAGCAUCCAAGUCUUUGCUUUCAGCGAGGCCUUUAUCUGCUAACAUUACGUUCUAUGACGGGGAACGGCUGGAUGAAGAAUCUGAUGAACGAGGUUCACCAGCUAGGGCUAGUAUAUCAGCACCAGUACCUGCUGGUACUUCUUCCCGUUAUUCUGAUAAUCAGAUGAAUGAAUCUCUGCCCCCUCCGCAGUCUGUUGUAGUUGAAGAUUCUUGUCAAUCCCAAAACAUUUUUGAUGAUAAAAAGGGUGGCCCAUUGGCUAAAAUCGAGGCACUCCAAAUCAAGUUCUUAUGCCUUGUCCGCCGGCUCGGGCUGUCAUCGGAAAAUCUUGUGGUUGCGCAGGUCCUAUACCGGUUACAGCUAGCAAGCCUAAUACGAGCAGGGGAAUCAGAUGUUAAAAGAGUUGGACAUAAGACUGAUAAAGCUAGAGCAAUAGCUGCAGCACAAGAGGGAGAUGGCCAAGCUGACUUGGAUUUUUCUUUUAAGAUUCUUGUCCUAGGGAAAACAGGCGUGGGCAAGAGUGCAACUAUAAAUUCAAUUUUUGAUCAAUCAAAGGCAGCGACUGAUGCAUUCCGACCUGCCACCAAACAUAUUCAAGAAGUUGUGGGGACUGUCAGCGGAAUCAAAAUCACAUUCAUUGAUACACCAGGUCUUCUACCUUCAUGCAGUAAUCAACGUCAGAACAGGAAGAUGAUGCUCUCGGUGAAGAGGUACAUAAAAAAAUCGCCCCCAGAUAUUGUUUUGUAUUUCGAACGCCUUGAUGUCAUCAACAUGGGUUACAGUGAUUUCCCACUGCUGAAGCUUAUAACAGAUGUUCUUGGUUCUGCAAUCUGGUUCAACACCAUCCUUGUCAUGACCCAUUGUUCUUCAGCUCUUCCAGAGGGAUCUGAUGGUUAUCCAGUCAGCUAUGAAGGGUUUGUAACUCGGUGCACGAGUCUGGUGCAACAUUACAUACACCAGGCAGUAUCAGAUACACGACUUGAGAAUCCCAUCCUACUAGUAGAGAAUCACUCUUCAUGUAAAACUAAUAUGAAAGGAGAAAAAGUUCUCCCAAAUGGCCAAGUUUGGUGGUCUCAGUUCAUGCUGUUAUGUGCAUCUACGAAAGUCUUAGGAGAUGCAAAUGCUCUUUUGAAAUUUCAGGACAGUAUUCACAUCGGGCAGACUGGUACCCGGCUGCCUUCACUGCCACAUCUCCUUUCAUCUCUUCUCCAGCCCCGUUCUUUGUUUACCUCGAGCGGUUCAGAUGGUGAUGUGGAUGGGAUCUUAGACACGGAUGAUGAUGACGACUAUGAUCAGUUGCCUCCCAUCCGCAUUCUUACGAAAGCCCAGUUUGAAAGAUUGACUAAUGCUCAGAAGAACGAUUAUCUCGAUGAACUGGACUACCGUGAGACCCUGUAUCUGAAGAAGCAGUUGAAAGAGGAGCUUAGGAGACGCAGAAAUAGCAUGCUUUCCAAAGAUGAAUUAUCACCAAAUGACGAUAAUUUUGAAAAUGAAACAUCUCCAGAAGCUGUGCCAUUGCCUGAUAUGACCAUUCCGCUAAGUUUUGAUUCUGAUUUUCCCGUAUACAGGUACCGCUGUCUUUUAAGUAAUGACAGAUGGCUUGCGAGGCCCGUUCUGGAUUCUCAAGGUUGGGAUCACGAUGUCGGGUUUGAUGGGAUUAACGUGGAGACUUCUGUAGAUGUGAAACAGAAUCUUCAUGCUUCUGUUGUGGGACAGAUGAGCAAGGACAAGCAUGAUUUCAGGAUUCAAUCCGAGUGUGCAGCUGCAUAUGUGAAUCAGGAAGGACCUUCUGUCUAUGCCGGCAUUGACAUUCAAACUUCAGGCAGAGAUCUGGUUUGUACCAUUCGAGGAGAUACGAAACUUAGGAACUUGAAGCACAACAUGACGGGAUGUGGAUUUUCCCUAACUUCAUUUGGGAACAAGUAUUUUAUUGGAGCGAAGCUAGAAGACUCUGUUUCAGUUGGCAAAAGGUUGAAGAUUGUCUUGAACGCGGGCCGUAUUGGAGGCAACAGUAAAGCAGCUUAUGGGGGGAGCUUAGAAGCGACGUUGAGAGGGAAAGACUACCCAGUGAGGGAUGAUAAAAUCGGCCUAGCCAUGACGGUUCUCAACUUUGAUAAGGAGACAGUUCUUGGGGGAAGUAUUCAGUCGGACUUCCGUCCCAGGCGUGGUACGAAAAUGUCUGUUAAUGCGAAUUUGAACAGUAGGAGAAUGGGCCAGGUUUCCAUAAGGACCAAUAGCUCUGAACACUUUGAGAUAGCAUUGAUAAUUCUUGUUCCCAUUGUUAGAGCCCUUUUCCGGGGAAGAAGGGCAGUCGAGGACAGUUCAAUUAGGAGAGAAAUGGAGGGGUGAUGACUUUCUUGCAGUUGAAGUGCUCUGUUCUGACAGGGGAUUUCAGUAUAUAGAGGUAGUAAUGUUCAUGGAUGUGUAUUGAUAAAACAGAUGAGCUUUUGGCUGAGCCUUUGGUUUUAUUAGCUGGAAGAGCAGCGAAGAUAGUAUAUAAUCGAGCAAAAAAUUGUACAGUAAUCAUUCGAGAUGAGGUUGAAUCAGGUGAUAAUAUGGUUGAGAAAUUCUGGUAAUGAAUUCUUCUUAUUUGGUCAGAAAUUAUGCUGUUGUUUGUUUUUGUUUUUUUUUUUUUUUCUGUAACUAGGUGUAUGCUGUUUCGAGUUACUUGAUGUGCUGGCCGAGCGAUGCACAUUCACCAGUUGUAUGCAUUGCACAGUUGUAUUGUACCUUAGCUGUCCUAACCAUAGGUUCCGCUGUAUGUGGGGCAUAGAGUGAUUGGAUAAUCCUAGCUUCUGAUUAAUGGACUUACUUUCCAACAGGUAACUAUUUUUCAUUUUAAUAAUCCAUUAGAUGUCUACAAAUUGCUCAAUCAA
This is a messenger RNA of Magnolia sinica, 3211 nucleotides long. RefSeq names its product translocase of chloroplast 90, chloroplastic. Bases 303 to 2684 code for a protein of 793 amino acids. The transcript is spliced from 3 exons. Gene Ontology annotation, biological process: protein targeting to chloroplast. Lineage: Eukaryota; Viridiplantae; Streptophyta; Magnoliopsida; Magnoliales; Magnoliaceae. The record is from RefSeq and is a predicted model, not a curated record. Gene Ontology annotation, cellular component: chloroplast outer membrane. Gene Ontology annotation, molecular function: GTPase activity; GTP binding.